Molecule: messenger RNA, 3342 nt
Organism: Epinephelus lanceolatus (giant grouper)
Lineage: Eukaryota; Metazoa; Chordata; Actinopteri; Perciformes; Serranidae
Gene: me2
Product: malic enzyme 2, NAD(+)-dependent, mitochondrial
Biological process (GO): pyruvate metabolic process; malate metabolic process
Cellular component (GO): mitochondrion
Molecular function (GO): malate dehydrogenase (decarboxylating) (NADP+) activity; NAD binding
Source: RefSeq, a predicted model, not a curated record
GCUAAGCUAACAUCAGGUUAGCUUUGCUGCAUAGCAACCUGCAGUUACAGGUUUCCUGACAUGUCCAUCUGAUGUGUCUGUGUAAACGUUGCUGGUUGUUACAUGCGCACACUUUUCCUACACUUCCGACUCCAAACAAGAUGAAGAUGGAGGCAGAAACAUCUAGGGCUUUCCACCAGUGGACCUUCCAGACCAGUGACUGUUAGCCAUGUUGUCCAGGUUGAGGACGACCUGGUCCUUGAGGCCGUGCGCCUCUGUUUGCAGAUGGGCACACACCAAAGAGAAGGGCAAACCUCUGAUGCUCAACCCUCGCACCAACAAAGGCAUGGCCUUCACUCUGCAGGAGCGACAGAUUUUAGGGUUACAUGGUCUGUUGCCUCCUAAAGUGGAGACUCAGGACAUUCAGGCCAUGCGCUUUCAGAAUAAUCUCAAGAAGAUGACUGAUCCCCUGGAGAAGUACAUCUACCUGAUGGGCAUCCAGGAAAGGAAUGAGAGGCUUUUUUACAGGUUGUUGAUGGACGACAUCGAGGAGCUGAUGCCCAUUGUUUAUACUCCCACUGUAGGCCUGGCCUGCACACAGUAUGGACACAUCUUUAGAAGACCUAAGGGCUUGUUCAUCUCCAUCUUGGACAGAGGACACAUCCGCUCCAUCCUGGAUAACUGGCCAGAAACUAAUGUUGCAGCCGUAGUAGUGACUGACGGAGAGCGUAUUUUAGGCUUAGGAGACCUGGGUGUUUAUGGAAUGGGCAUCCCUGUCGGAAAGCUUUGCCUGUACACUGCCUGCGCCGGUAUUAGACCUGAGAAAUGUCUGCCUGUGGCGAUAGAUGUCGGCACGAACAAUGAGACUCUCCUCAAGGAUCCGAUGUACAUGGGCCUGUACCAGAAGCGAGAUCGCUCUCAAGCCUACGAUGAUCUGAUUGAUGAGUUCAUGGAAGCUGUGGUGGACAAAUACGGGCAGGACACGCUAAUCCAGUUUGAGGACUUUGGAAAUCACAACGCCUUCCGCUUCCUCAGGAAGUACAGGGAGAAGUACUGCACCUUCAACGAUGAUAUCCAAGGCACUGCGUCUGUGGCCCUUGCUGGUCUGUUAGCAGCUCAGAGAGCCAUUGGCAAACCCAUCACUGAACACCGGGUGCUUUUCCUGGGAGCUGGAGAGGCUGCCCUCGGUAUUGCCAAUCUGAUUGUCAUGGCAAUGAUGGAGAGUGGGAUGACCCAAGCUGAGGCCAGAGAAAAGAUCUGGAUGUAUGAUAAAUUUGGCUUACUUGUAAAGGACAGACCGCAGGAAAUAGACAGUAACCAGGAGGCAUUUGUUCAUGACAGUCCGGGGGAUGUACAGAGCUUCCUAGAUGCAGUCAACACCAUCAAACCCACAGCUAUCAUUGGUGUGUCAGGAGCUGGACGUCUGUUCACCCACGAUGUCAUCAAGGCCAUGGGAACCCUAAACAAACGACCAAUCAUCUUCGCCCUUAGUAACCCGACCACGAAAGCAGAGUGUACAGCAGAGGAUGCCUACACACUCACCGAUGGUAGAUGUCUUUUUGCCAGUGGCAGUCCAUUCGGUCCUGUGACUCUGAAAGAUGGCCGCGUCAUCAUUCCUGGACAGGGGAACAACGCUUACAUCUUUCCAGGCGUGGCCUUGGCUGUGAUCCUGAGUGGAGUGAGACACAUCAGUGACACAGUGUUAUUAGAGGCUGCUAAGACACUUGCAGAGCAGCUGACAGAUAAAGAGCUGGAAGACGGCAGACUCUAUCCUCCUCUCUCCAACAUCAGAGAGGUCUCCGUCCAGAUGGCUGUCAAGGUGGUGGAGUAUGUCUAUGCUAAAGGCAUGGCGUUUCGCUACCCUGAGCCUGUGGACAAGGAGGGCUUUGUACGCGCUACUGUGUGGGACACCAGCUACGACUCCUUCAUGCCAGAUACCUACGACUGGCCAGGUGUCAGCUUCAGCCCCAAGACUAAAUAGAAGUAGACCACACCCUCUCAGUGCUCUUUGUUUUCCACUUAACUCACAGAUCACAGGUAUUUUGAGACGAUCAUAAUUAUGUUAGUGCAAACAUUAGCUUAUGAAAACAGGCAGCAGAGGUCUCUUACUGCUGCUACAUACGUUUGCACAAACCCAGUCAUAUUGGAUCUGUGAAAAGGCAGAUUGGAAAGUGGCAUUUGAAUGAUAACAGCCAUUUUCACAGUUCUUUAUCACCUCUGCAUCACAUGUAAACCUGCGCAGCACCUGGAGGGCCACCUGGUGGUGGGAAAAGGCAGUGUGGAAAUCUGGUUUCAUUGUUGAAACCUUGAGAUAUAUUUUAAUUAUUAUCGAUUAUAUUAUAUCUAUCAUUAUCUAUCAUCAAGGUUGCAUCAGUAAAUUUAAGCACUCUAUAAAUUAGACUAUGGUGAAUAGUAAACCCAACACUGAACACUGUGCCUCUGCUCGAGGUUGAGACUGGUUUUUACAAGAUACUGUACUAGAAAUGACUCUAUGAUGUCAACCUUUUGUUAGGAAAUGCAGCAUACUAUUAUCUUUUUGCAACCUGUUUUAAAAGGUAGUCACUCCUCAUUUAUUGUAACAGUUGUUUGUUGUGUACACUCCUGAUGCAGAGGUUAGUCUUUAGUUAGCACUUAAUAAUAUUCUGACUGUAUGUAGCUACAUAGAGAUUACAGAACAUAACGCACAUUCAUUAACAUGAAGUACGGACAUUGCCUUUUCUCACAUCAGGUGGGCCUCUGGUGGCUUCACUGAUCUAACCAAUGCCUGGUGUAAGACAUAAGGUUUAAGAACCUUUUUAAACUAUGCUUAAAUCAGGCCACAUUAUCAGAGUCCUAGUAGAGCAGAGGGUUAAAGCACUUGUCCUUUGUGAGCAAACUAAGAGACAAAGAGAGGACAGGAUGUUACUCGAGAGAAAUGGAGAGAAUAUAUAAAGAGAGACCUCAGAAAACAGUGUGAUUUUAUGAAGGGAAAGUUAUAUCUAAAAACACAAGAAGUGAACGUCCACUCAAACAUUGUAUUUGUUCACAUGCUUUUGUCACAUUGUAUUUAUUUCUUUGAAUUUAUUUAAUUUUAUUAGGGUGUAUUAAGAUGUUUUGUCCUUUGGCUUUGUGAGAAAACCUGUUAUCAACACUCCUUUAAUGAGUUGUGGUAAAAUUAAUCCAUCCCUAAAAAUGAACCCUUUUGCUUAACUGUGAUUUUAAAAAAAAGCUGAAUAUAAAAUGUAACCUAAAUAUUUAAGAAAACUAUGCGCAGUAUCAAAUGAUUAUUUUCUAUUUGGAUUAUAUUUUGUGUACUGUACAUAGGCUUUUGUGGAAACUGAGACUGUCUAUGGAAAGAGUGUUUAUAAAGUUGUGUCAAGUACA